Rhipicephalus sanguineus (brown dog tick) is the source of this 573-nucleotide messenger RNA. Its product is annotated as piggyBac transposable element-derived protein 3-like. The transcript has a single exon. The coding region runs from base 1 to 573 and encodes 190 amino acids. Lineage: Eukaryota; Metazoa; Arthropoda; Arachnida; Ixodida; Ixodidae. The record is from RefSeq and is a predicted model, not a curated record.
AUGGGGCCUGUGGAUGACUGCAGACGAUUUUCGAAGCAAGAGCGAAAGAAAGUUGCUGUCAAGAGACCCGCAGUGGUCGCAGAGUACAACACUUGCAUGGGGGGUGUUGAUCUCUGCGACAGAAUGUUGAGCUUCUACCCCACUACCAUGCGCACAAAGAAGUGGACGAUUCGUACUCUCAUCUUCAUGAUGGAUGUCGGAGUCGUGAACUCAUGGCUGCUUUACAAGCAAGACCAUCGAGAUCUGGGUACACACAGAAAGAACAUCAUGCAACUGCUAGACUUCAAGCUCGAGCUCGCCCAUUUUCUGCUUGCCUCUGACAAGGGGUUUGCUUCAACUGAAAGUGAUUGCGAAGCUUUGCAACUGCGAAAGCCAGCAGUUGUGCCACUUCCCUCACCAUCUGUGCGCAACCUGAGUGCGUCACACAUGCCAGAGAUCGUAGACCAAAAGUCCGCAAGCAGGUGUCGGAACCCCGGCUGCUGCGAGAGGACCAAAUUCCGAUGCUGCAAGUGUAACCUGUUCCUGUGCUUGACAGCUGGCCGCAACUGUUUCAAAGCAUUUCACAAGAAAUGA